AUGACCAAGAACCUCUUUUCCGUACCCAUCUUCUUCAUCGUCUUCCGGGAAACCCUCGAGGCCGCCAUCAUCAUAUCGGUGCUUUUAGGUAUCGCCGAACAAAUAGUUCACGAUGACCAGCGACCUAUCGUUCAGGAAGAGGCGAAUUCUGAGGAGAACACCUCGGGAAAUGAUUCGGAUAGCGCGGUUAAGCGUCGUAGACUCAUCCGCAAGUUGCGAGUCCAGAUCUUCCUUGGUGCUGCAAUUGGGCUUUUCAUCGCGGUUGCCAUCGGUGCAGCGUUCAUCGCUGUGUGGUUCACCAAGGCAUCUAAUCUAUGGAGCAAAGCUGAGAAGCUAUGGGAAGGCAUCUUUGAACUCAUCGCGUCCCUGAUGAUAUUCGUGAUGGGGUUAACGAUGCUCAAGAUGGAUAGAGCGAAAGCCAAGUGGCGGAUCAAGCUCCAAAAAGCAUUUGACGGUUCCAGAGAGCAAGGAAGUGGCACGACGGGAAAAUGGGUGCUUUUCAUUUUGCCUCUGAUCACGGUUUUGCGCGAAGGUAUGGAAGCUGUAAUCUUUGUCGGAGGAGUCUCCCUUGGUCAACCGGCGACGUCCAUCCCCAUCGCUGCCAUCGUUGGGCUGGUCUGCGGCUUCAUUUGUGGGUUCCUCAUCUACCAAUUCGCAAGUCGAACGACUCUGACCACCUUCCUCAUCGUGAUGACCAACUUUGUCCUCCUGAUCGGUGCAGGCCUUUUCUCACGUGCAGUUGGUUCGUUCGAAGAGAACGCGUACAAUCACCUCCUUGGGAAAGAUGUGGAUGAUGCCGGAGGUAGCGGGCCUGGCUCGUAUCGUGUGCAAGGCAACGUGUGGCAUCUCGACUGCUGUAAUCCGAAUGAUUACACGAACGGCCAAGGGUGGAUGGUCUUCAAUGCUAUCUUAGGGUGGUCCAACAAUGGUUCUUUGGGGACGAUCCUCUCGUAUGUGUUUUAUUGGAUUGCGGUGAUAGCCUCGCUGGUGUACAUGAAGUGGAAAGAGGGACGGGUGAAGGUUUUGGGAAUCGAGUCUGCUGCUGGAUUGCGUCGGCGUAUUAGACGAGAGAAGAAGCAAGAGGAGUCGAUAUCAAAUGAACAGAAGGAUGAGGCUGUCGUAGAGGAGUAUGCUUUGCCAAAGGAAUGA
Molecule: messenger RNA, 1149 nt
Organism: Guyanagaster necrorhizus
Lineage: Eukaryota; Fungi; Basidiomycota; Agaricomycetes; Agaricales; Physalacriaceae
Product: iron permease FTR1
Exons: 10
Coding region: 1-1149 (382 amino acids)
Biological process (GO): iron ion transmembrane transport
Cellular component (GO): high-affinity iron permease complex; plasma membrane
Molecular function (GO): ferrous iron transmembrane transporter activity
Source: RefSeq, a predicted model, not a curated record